CAAAAAACAGGAAGUGCCUACGGAGGCCGGGCUGGCAGCGGCGUCCGGGCAUGAAGCCGGGCUGCUACAGGAUCGCGGGCGGCGGCGGCGGCGAUGAGCGACAUAGUGGAGAAGACGCUGACCGCGCUGCCGGGACUAUUCCUGCAGAACCAGCCCGGUGGUGGGCCCUCGGCCGCCAAGGCGUCCUUCUCCUCGCGGCUGGGCAGCCUCGUCCGCGGUAUCACCGCCCUCACCUCCAAGCACGAAGAAGAAAAAUUAAUCCAGCAGGAAUUGAGUAGUCUGAAAGCAACUGUUUCUGCUCCUACUACAACACUGAAAAUGAUGAAGGAAUGUAUGGUGAGACUUAUAUAUUGCGAAAUGCUUGGAUAUGAUGCUUCCUUUGGCUAUAUUCAUGCAAUCAAGUUAGCCCAACAAGGAAGCCUCUUAGAAAAAAGAGUAGGUUAUUUGGCUGUUUCCUUAUUUCUACAUGAAAGUCAUGAAUUAUUGCUUCUCCUCGUGAAUACAGUUGUAAAGGACCUGCAGAGCACUAACCUAGUAGAAGUGUGUAUGGCACUUACAGUUGUUAGCCAGAUUUUCCCCCGAGAAAUGAUUCCAGCUGUUCUUCCGUUAAUAGAAGAUAAACUUCAACAUUCUAAGGAGAUUAUACGAAGAAAAGCUGUUCUGGCAUUAUACAAAUUCCAUCUCAUUGCUCCUAAUCAAGUACAACAUAUUCAUAUUAAGUUUCGGAAAGCACUUUGUGACAGAGAUGUUGGAGUCAUGGCUGCUUCCUUGCAUAUAUACCUUAGAAUGAUUAAGGAGAAUUCGUCUGGAUAUAAAGACUUGACUGGGAGUUUUGUAACCAUUUUGAAGCAAGUAGUUGGAGGAAAGCUCCCAGUAGAUUUCAAUUACCACAGUGUGCCAGCACCAUGGUUACAAAUUCAGCUCUUGAGAAUACUAGGACUUCUAGGAAAAGAUGAUCAAAGGACAAGUGAAUUAAUGUAUGAUGUUCUUGAUGAAUCCCUACGAAGAGCCGAGUUAAAUCACAAUGUCACAUAUGGUAAUAUAUGCACAUGGGUCAAAAUUCAAAAGGUACAAAAGGGUACUCUGGAACUUCUUUACAGAAUUACUAAUGCGCAGAAUGUAACAGUUAUUGUCCAGAAAAUGCUUGAAUAUUUACAUCAGAGCAAAGAAGAGUAUGUCAUCGUCAAUUUGGUUGGCAAAAUAGCUGAGCUGGCUGAGAAAUAUGCUCCUGAUAAUGCAUGGUUUAUUCAGACAAUGAAUGCUGUGUUUUCAGUAGGAGGAGAUGUAAUGCAUCCUGAUAUUCCUAAUAACUUUCUGAGACUACUAGCAGAAGGUUUUGAUGAUGAAACAGAAGAUCAGCAGUUAAGACUCUAUGCAGUUCAGUCUUAUCUCACUUUACUGGAUGUGGAAAAUGUGUUCUAUCCACAGAGAUUUCUUCAAGUUAUGAGUUGGGUAUUAGGGGAAUAUUCCUACCUCUUAGAUAAGGAAACACCAGAGGAAGUUAUAGCUAAACUCUACAAGUUACUUAUAAAUGACUCUGUGUCUUCAGAAACAAAAGCCUGGUUAAUUGCUGCUGUGACCAAACUGACACCUCAGGCACACUCUUCUAAUACAAUUGAUAGAUUAAUCCAGGAAUUUACCAUAUCUUUGGAUACUUGUGUGAGACAACAUGCAUUUGAAUUAAAACAUUUGCAUGAGAAUGUGGAACUUAUGAGGAGCUUGCUUCCAGUUGACAGGAGUUGUGAAGACUUGGUGGUAGAUGCUUCUUUAUCUUUUCUGGAUGGUUUUGUGGCUGAAGGACUCAGUCAGGGUGCAGCGCCUUACAAACCUCACCACCAACGCCAGGAGGAAAACCUUUCUCAGGAAAAAGUUCUCAAUUUUGAACCAUAUGGACUCUCCUUUUCUUCAUCUGGCUUCACUGGACGACAGUCUCCUGCUGGCAUUUCUCUUGGUUCAGAUGUAUCUGGGAAUAGUGCUGAGACGGGACUGAAAGAGACAAAUGGUUUGAAGCUGGAAGGUAUAAAGAAAUUGUGGGGGAGAGAAGGUUAUCUUCCCAAGAAGGAAAGCAAAACUGGUGAUGAAAGUGGAGCUCCACCUAUUCCUCAAGAGAGUAUAAUGGAGAAUGUAGAUCAAGCUAUAACAAAAAAGGAUCAAUCUCAAGCUCUUACCCAAUCAAAAGAGGAGAAAGAAAAGCAGCUGCUGGCCUCAUCAUUAUUUGUUGGGCUAGGAUCAGAAAGUACAGUCAACCUGCUGGGAAAAGCAGAUACUGUCUCUCACAAGUUCAGAAGGAAAUCAAAAGUCAAGGACACCAAAAGUGGUGAAACAACCACUACUCAUAAUAUGACCUGUUCUUCCUUCGGUUCUUUGUCAAAUGCGGCAUAUGAAGACAAUUAUUAUUUAAAUACUUUGCAUGAUAGAGGAGACAAAGAGUUAAAGAAAUUUUCUCUCAAUUCGGAACUUUUGGAUUCUGAGUCACUCACAGAACUGCCCUUGGUUGAGAAAUUCUCACACUGCAGUCUGUCUACACCUUCGUUGUUUGCUGAUAACAACAUGGAAAUUUUUCACCCUCCUCAAUCGUCUACAGCCUCAGUUGCCAAUGAAAGCUCUUUGGCUUCAUCUUUUUUGGAAGAAACUACUGAAUACAUACACUCAGAUGUUAUGAAAGUCUGUAAUAAUGAAACCAUAUCAGUGUCUUCUAACAAAGUUUGGAAAGACGAUUGUUUAUUGAUGGUCUGGUCAGUCACUAAUAAGAGUGGUUUGGAAUUGAAAAAUGCUAACUUAGAAAUUUUUCCUGCAGAAAAUUUCAAGGUCACUGAGCAACCUGGAUGCUGUGUGCCUGUAAUGGAAGCAGAAAGCACCAAAAGCUUUCAAUUUAGUGUGCAGAUAGAAAAACCUUUUACAAAAGGAAAUCUUUCUGGUUUUAUUAGUUAUCAUGUGAUGGAUACUCAUUCUGCUCAGCUGGAAUUUUCUGUAGACUUAUCACUAUUAGACUUCAUUAGACCAUUAAAAAUCUCAAGUGAAGACUUCGGCAAACUGUGGUUAUCCUUCGCAAAUGAUGUGAAACAAAAUGUAAAAAUGUCAGAAUCUCAAGCUGCACUGCCUUCUGUACUAAAGACUCUGCAACAGAAAUUAAGACUCCAUAUUGUUGACAUUAUAGGCAAUGAAGGGCUAUUGGCCUGUCAGCUGCUGCCAUCCAUCCCCUGCUUACUGCAUUGCCGAAUUCAUGCAGAUGUAUUAGCUCUGUGGUUCAGAUCCUCCUGCUCUACUCUUCCUGACUAUUUGUUGUAUCAGUGUCAAAAGGUGAUGGAGGGAUCCUAGCAGAAGCUCUGCUAAAUUUUACUUCAUCAAGAUCAAUGGUUUACAUAGAUAAACUUAUUUACCAAAGUAAAAAGAACUCAUGGUACUUCUAAUGAAAGUGGGGAUUAUUACAAGGGUGGUUUAUAUGUUUUCUUUAUGAUUCCUGGUCAAGAAAGAUCCCCCAAAACUGCAUCCUUAACCUUUAACUCAGGAUUGUACAGUAUGUUUGGGUCCCCCAAAAAGUGACCUAAGCUAAUAUUAUAAACUGCUAAUGAUUUAUAUACCACUUAGUGUUUAGAGGGACUGAAAAUAUUUAUUUUGUUAUAAAUAAUUUUAUAGCAAGUUUACUCUAGUGCUAGCUAAUUUGUAAUAAAGCCAAGUCUCAGUUUUCUGCAUUACUUGAAGGGAGACAUGAAAUUGAUCAUCUCAAACCUAAUUCGUAUUUGGCUUUGGAAUGCAGUGUAUGUUUUUUGGUAGGCAAGUCAAUACUUUUGAUUAUGUUUUGCUUAGAUCAGUGUUGAACUAAGUUGGCAUAGCAUACACUAGCAGUUGUAGAAGAUCCAUGAGCAUGCUGGAUAUUGAGGGAAUCCAAUCUGUGGUAUAUUUUUUUUAUUAUAGAUAACUGUUACACGUAAUUCCAGAUAAUUUGGUUAUGAAAUUUGUGUGUUUUAUGCUUGGAUUUAUUUUGAAAUUCAAAGCAAAUCACUCUAUUCUUAAUUUUGAAACUCAGAGCCAUUUUCAAAAUAUCAUAUGAAAAGAAAACCCAUAAGUGCAUGCAGUAACAAAGCAAACAGAUACAAAAAGGACUUUUUAGUUAUAACAAAUAUUUUAGUCAGUUACCGCUUAGGUCCUUUUGGCAAAUUAAAAUUUGUGAUUAGAGUAUAAAUGGCAAAACCAUUUUUUCCUGGCCUUUGAAUCCACUAGUACUCAAUGGAUAUAGCUGAAGCAGAGACUAUCUAAGUAUAGCAUACAGGUUCUUCAAUAAAACAUAUCAUUUUCAUGUUAUAGUUAUGACUGUGUGGCGUCUGUCAAAACCGUUAUCAGUAAAAGAAGCCUUUAUAUGAAUGAUGGACCAAAAUCUUGAGGUUGUACAUUAACUGAAAUAUUAUUUUAUAAAAUCUUAUGGUGCUGUGGAAAAUAUUUAUUAUUUCACUUUUUCUGACACUUCACCAUAGAGACUGUUCAGGUAAGUCAUUACAGUUAAUAAUCUGGUUAAUUGGUACUUUUAGUCACCCAGGUCAGGAAUUCUGAUUUUAGAUUAUUUCGUUAAUCAUAGCUGAUAAAGAAGCUAGGGAGAUUUCUCAGAGUUAGUAGAGUUCAUUAGUCAUUUGUGUCAAGGGUAUCCCUCCCUAAAAACAAAACCAGUAUUUUCUUUCUCAGUUUUUAAGUUAUUCAUUAAAAAAUAUAUAACAUCUUGUUAAUUUUAUUCUUUUAAAAACAUACAUUGAAAUCUUGCUACAGGAGUAGUAAGUGACUGGAAUUUCCUGCAUAAUUGGUUCCUUCUUUUAAAUAGAUGAGAUUCAUCCCCAGGCUCUCAGCGGUGUCAUAAUAAACGGAGUAUGCUGACUCCAGGGGUGCAGUGGACACUGGUAGCUAGCCUAAUCAGCUCCCUCCUUGUUCCUACCUCUGUCAGCAGCAUCCCUCGCCCCUUACCUGAUUCUGCUAUGACUCUUACAGAGAGGAAGUGCCUUCUCACUUUGCAAAGGAAUUCAGCAUGUCACAAAGGAGGUGCUCCAAUUUUUUGUUUCCUUAAUUCCCUGUGUUUGCCUAGUUACUGAGGCUAGGUCAAUUGUGUAAGAUGCUGAGAGCACAUGGACUGCCACCAGAAAGAUCUGCUGCUUUGUUACAGGAUGUAUUUGUGAGUGGUAGCUGCAGUUGUCAUGAGAGACAUGCUUGGCAUACAGAGCUGUCUAAUGGGUGGGAAACAUGUAAUGGUAGAUUUAGGGCUGGGAACAUGAUUUUGGGUCUGUCCAAAGGAAUGUGGUAUCACUUUUGUUCUUUCUGAACCCACUAAAUAAAAAGUAGGGUAACAGGGUUUCUACUGAAAUGUUUAGUAGAAUGUUCACAGUUUUUAUAUUUUUAUGAUUUUAAAAACAAUAAUAGAAGAAUAGAUUUUAAGAAACUUCAGAGCAGUAUAUAUUCUGUCUAAACUUAUUGAAUGUUUUCAGUUAUAAAUCAGGCAUCAUCAACCUUUAUUUUUGCAUUAUAGGAGUUGUGACUAUAAAGUAGGGAGAAUUUAUUUUAUUUAUUUAUUCUUUGAGAUGGAGUUUUGCUGUUGCUGCUCAGGCUGGAGUGCAAUGGUGCAGUCUUGGCUCACUGCAACCUUCACCUCCUGGGUUCAAGUGGUUCUCCUGUCUCAGCCUCCUGAGUAGCUGGGAUUACAGGCAUGCGCCACCACACCUGGCUAAUUUUUUUUUGUAGUUUUAGUAGAGACGAGAUUUCUCCAUGUUGGCCAGGCUGGUCUUAAACUCCUGACCUCAGGUAAUCCGCCUGCCUCAGCCUUCCAAAGUGCUAGGAUUACAGGCAUCAGCCACCAUGCCCAGCUGAAUUAUUUUUGUGGGUAAACUCAUUCUCUUUACCUAAUAGUCAUAAUUUAGUCAGUGAAGGGACAACAUCUGGGGUAAGAGGUAUGGAGGAAAUGCUCAGCUUUGUGAAUUUUGUGCCAGGCAUCUUUGCUGAAAAUGGAAAUGGCAGCAAGUGUGAAUCUGGGGGAAUAUAAGGGAUGAUGAAAAAGCCUUAAGAGUAGGUGAGGAAGAAGGGUCAGACUCCUACCAGAAGAGUCCUUGUGGAGGCAGGCAGAUCAGAGCUCGGGGUUUGAAAGUGGGCCUAAGUAAGGGUCCUGCUAGAGAAACUGCAGAUAGAAGCUGAGCAGUUACCAACUGCUAAUGUGCCAAGUAUACCUAGCACAGCGUGUGUUUUGUAGAGGAGCAUUAUUUUAAACAAUGUUAUGUCAUCUACCAAAAUAAUUGUGGUAAAAGUGUAGUAUUUUAUUUUUUCCUUUUAUGUCAGCAAUAUUUUAAAAUACUGAUCUGUUUAUCUUAUAUUUUUAUGGAUAAAUGUGAUAUUUGCCUCAUAAUUGUAAGCCACUGAGAGUGCACUGAACCUAUUCACACGUCUUUAAGAUGUUUUGCUGUGUUAAAAUUUUAGGAGAGAAAAAUGCAAGUGAAUAAUAAUUUAAUAGGCGUUUAUUUAUUUUGGAGUUGAAUUCUAUAAUUGGAAAAAGUUCAGUAAUGUAAUAAAUACAAAGUGAUCUGUACUGUCUUUUGGUCUAUAUGUUCUUUAUUAACUGAGUAGCUGAAUAUUAAGUAAUAUUAUUUAGUCAGUAAUUUGGUAGACGUUAGCUAAAAAGAGCGGGAGCAAUUGGAAUGGGAUGAAAAGAAUGAUUUAUUCAUUGCAGCCCCCCCAAAAUCUUGUCUAAUUGGUUAAAAGUAAAAGUAGUGCUAUUUCUCUUUCUGUAUGAUGGUCAGAGAGAACUUUUUGGGCUUCAGACAAAUUAUAGCAUUGAUUGAUUCUCAUGAUGCCUGUCCCUAUCAUCUGCUUUCACCUUAGGCUGACCAGAGCAUUUAAAGCAGAGCAUUGUUUCCAUCAUGCGCUUCCUUUAUAGAUGUCUGAAGAUGCCAGAAACACAGUAAAUCUACUAGAAACUUAGUGACCAAAGAAUCUGAGUGUGCUGGCCAUCUCUGCAUCGUGUAUCCUAAGACACAAAGCCAGAUCAGAAAUGGAGUUUAGAUCCUACUGAUUUGUGUCUCUUGUUGGCUACAAUGUAUAUUAAG
Messenger RNA from Cebus imitator (Panamanian white-faced capuchin), 7070 nucleotides. It is a transcript of the gene AP4E1, whose product is annotated as adaptor related protein complex 4 subunit epsilon 1. Gene Ontology annotation, biological process: receptor-mediated endocytosis; intracellular protein transport. Lineage: Eukaryota; Metazoa; Chordata; Mammalia; Primates; Cebidae. Bases 94 to 3318 code for a protein of 1074 amino acids. The transcript is spliced from 20 exons. The record is from RefSeq and is a predicted model, not a curated record. Gene Ontology annotation, cellular component: membrane coat; AP-4 adaptor complex. Gene Ontology annotation, molecular function: cargo adaptor activity.